Messenger RNA from Fragaria vesca subsp. vesca, 1414 nucleotides. RefSeq lists its product as uncharacterized. Gene Ontology annotation, biological process: transcription by RNA polymerase III. Lineage: Eukaryota; Viridiplantae; Streptophyta; Magnoliopsida; Rosales; Rosaceae. The record is from RefSeq and is a predicted model, not a curated record. The coding region runs from base 166 to 729 and encodes 187 amino acids. The transcript is spliced from 7 exons. Gene Ontology annotation, cellular component: RNA polymerase III complex.
CCCAAUACCCGACCCGCUUGGAUAUAACUGCUUUGCAUACAUCUAAACCUCUCUCCGGCGUCCCCUUCAGUCAAAACCCCCUCCUUUAACAGCCGGACCAACCACCAUCCGCCACGCAAUCCACCCUCCCUCGUCGCCUGAAGCUUUGAUCCUCUCUUUCUGUAAAUGGCAUUCAGAGGUCGUGGAGGGGGGCGAGGAGGAUAUGGACGUGGUUAUUCUAAGGAAGAACCCUUUGUCCCAUUUCCUGAUAUUCAUUUACCUGAUGUCAGAGGUAUUUUGUCUGAGCUAGAUCAAAAGAAAAACAAAGGAUUGAAGGAGGAAGAAACAUUAAUCAUAGAUACUCUGAAUUGGCUAAUGAAAUCCGAAUAUAAUCUUGAUAAGACUGGUAGACAAGACAAAGAAUUUGGAAAAUCUGAGAGAGCCAAUCGAAAGGCUAAGAGAGAAAUUGAUUCUUUCUCACAGUAUCUGGUACCCAGUAUGUUUCCUAAAGAAUUGACUAGAGGUUCAAAUGUGCGGCAGGUGAGCAGAGAAAAUGUUAAAUGGGAUAAACGGAACACAGAAAAGUCUGAUGAGCUAUAUUGGAGUCAAUUUGAAAAGCGAGAACAGAAUUUGGAUGCAAAGAAACAGAAAGUAGGUGAAAAUGAUGAGGAAGAGGAAGAGGACGAGGAUGCGGACGAGGAGGAAGAUGAUGACCCUAGUGAUGAUGAUUAUCAGCAGGUUUGUACAUAAAUUUUGGAUCUUAUAUGUUCUUUGGACCUUGAUUAUCAUUUGAGCAAGGCCAUAAUAUGCGGCGGUACCUUGGUUUACCAAAUGCGGUCUUAAACUAAAAGCCAAUAGUAUAAGGGGUAAAUGAUGAUACGAAAUGACCUCGGUCUAUCAAUGGUAUUUUUUAUUUUUUUUAUUUUACAGAAGAUCUUAAUGAUCUGUACCUAUUUCUAUAUUGUUGGGUGAUAUUGAUCUUCAAGAGACCUCUUUGAUUCUUUCUUUAGUGUAGGUUGACUAUGGGAGUUUUUGUGUGGAUAUAAGAAAAAUUCAUUUUACUGCUUCAAUUUCCAACCUGGGGAUAUAAUGAAGAAAAUAAUAAAUGAACUGACUACAUGGUGAACAUAAGUUUUCCUUUCUUCCAUUUUUGAAAUUGAAACCCCAUCAGCAUGGUGGUUGGUUGUGUUUUCUUUGUGUUCACUCUUGAGAUUGCCAUUCCUUUAUAUUUGUCACAACUACUCGAGUUUACUUUGAUCUUGCAGAACAUAGAUUUUGAUGAUGAUGAGGAUGAAUUUAAUCCAGAUGAUGGUGAUGGUAAGCAUUUUUGUUUUAGCAAAAUUCAUUUAGUGUUUCUUUUUGCACUACAAUACUUUUGGUUCGUGGAAUUCUGAGCAAGCCAAAUUAGUAUUUGAGCUCACACUCCAUACUUUUA